Messenger RNA from Epinephelus fuscoguttatus (brown-marbled grouper), 1371 nucleotides. Its product is annotated as putative protein CRIPAK. The coding region runs from base 1 to 1371 and encodes 456 amino acids. The transcript has a single exon. Lineage: Eukaryota; Metazoa; Chordata; Actinopteri; Perciformes; Serranidae. The record is from RefSeq and is a predicted model, not a curated record.
AUGCACCUGUGUUCACCCGCCUUUACCUGUGGUCACCUGUCCAUCACCUGUGUUCACCUGUCCAUCACCUGUGGUCACCUGUCCAUCACCUGUGGUCACCUGUGGUCACCUGCCUUUACCUGUGUUCACCUGUGUUCAACUGUCAAUCACCUGUGUUCACCUGUGUUCACCUGCCUUUACCUGUGUUCACCUGUGUUCACCUGCCUUUACCUGUGUUCAACUGUCCAUCACCUGUGGUCACCUGUGUUCACCUGCCUUUACCUGUGUUCACCUGUGGUCACCUGCCUUUACCUGUGUUCACCUGUGUUCAACUGUCCGUCACCUGUGGUAACCUGUGUUCAUCUGCCUUUACCUGUGGUCACCUGUGUUCACCCGUCCAUCACCUGUGUUCAACUGUCCAUCACCUGUGGUCACCUGCCUGUGGUCACCUGUGUUCACCUGUCCAUCAUCUGUGGUCACCUGCCUGUGGUCACCUGUGUUCACCUGUCCAUCACCUGUGGUCACUUGUAUUCACCUGUGUUCACGUGUCCAUCACCUGUCCAUCACCUGUGGUCACUUGUAUUCACCUGUGUUCACCUGUCCAUCACCUGUGGUCACCUGUGGUUACCUGUGUUCACCUGUCCAUCACCUGUGGACACUUGUAUUCACCUGUGUUCACCUUACCAUCACCUGUUGUCAUCUGUGUUUACCUGUGGUCACCUGUGGUCACUUGUAUUUACCUGUGUUCACCUGUCCAUCACCUGUGGUUACCUGUGUUCACCUGUCCGUCACCUGUGGUUACCUGUAUUCACCUGUCCAUCACCUGUGGUCACCUGCCUUUACCUGUGGUCACCUGUCCAUCACCUGUGGCCACCUGCCUUUACCUGUGGUCACCUGUGUUCACCUGUCCAUCACCUGUGGUUACCUGUGUUCACCUGUCCAUCACCUGUGGUCACCUGUGUUCACCUGUCCAUCACCUGUGGUCACCUGCCUUUACCUGUGGUCACUUGUCCAUCACCUGUGUUUACCUGUGUUCACCUGUCCAUCACCUGUGGUCACCUGUCCAUCACCUGUGGCCACCUGCCUUUACCUGUGGUCACCUGUGUUCACCUGUCCAUCACCUGUGGUCACUUGUAUUCACCUGUGUUCACCUGUCCAUCACCUGUGGUCACCUACCUUUACCUGUGUUCACCUGUCCAUCACCUGUGGCCACCUGCCUUUAUCUGUGGUCACCUGUGUUCAGCUGUCCAUCACCUGUGGUCACUUGUAUUCACCUGUGGUCACCUUACCAUCACCUGUGGUCACACGUGGUUGCCUGUGGUCACCUUACCAUCACCUGUGGUCACAUGUGGUUACCUGUCUAUCACCUUCAGGCGACUCAUCAUUAGGUAA